Molecule: messenger RNA, 2100 nt
Organism: Phalaenopsis equestris
Lineage: Eukaryota; Viridiplantae; Streptophyta; Magnoliopsida; Asparagales; Orchidaceae
Product: scarecrow-like transcription factor PAT1
Exons: 3
Coding region: 247-1905 (552 amino acids)
Biological process (GO): regulation of DNA-templated transcription
Cellular component (GO): nucleus
Molecular function (GO): DNA-binding transcription factor activity; sequence-specific DNA binding
Source: RefSeq, a predicted model, not a curated record
UGAUGCUCAUUCUCCACCAUUUAUUUUUGAUACGGAGUGGAAGCUAGCUGUGGCAUAAAGUAGCGUUGCCCUUGAAUUGCUGGCUUUGUUCUAUAUUGAUUAUCGCAAGUCACGGAGCAUUAUUUACCCAUCAGGAGUACUGAAAAUCUGUUUUGUUGACCAUUUGUAUUAAUAGAAGGUCAAACAGCUUGCUUCAAUCAAAAGGCAUAUCUUCCUGGAAUAUUACUUCUCUUUGUAAGGCAGUUAAUGUCUGCUCCCUCUACUAAAUCUUUGGUUGGUUCUAUGUCUAUGCAAGCUUCUAAGAAGUACAAAAACUCUGACAAGGCUCAGCAAUUCUACCAUAUGAAAAGCUCCAAGCCUGCAAGGGAAGCAGAAUCACAUUAUCCGCCACAGAAUCAUCAAUUAGCGGACCAUCUUAGCUCCAACAACGCAUCCAGGUCAAGAAACUUACCACAUCAGCAAUCUGGCAUGCAAUACUGCACAUUGGAGUCAUCCUCUGUUGCUGCUCGCAAUGAAAUUCAACAAUCUUCUUGUAUCAGCUUAACUUCUACUACUGGUAGUAGCCCUACGUCACAGCAUGACUCCCUUUCAGACAAUACCUAUGGCUCUCCAGCAAGCGUUUCAUGCAUAACUGAAGACCCUUAUGAUCUCAAACACAAGUUGAGGGAACUUGAGACAGCAAUGUUUGGGCCUGAAAUGGGUAAUGGAGAUAGUUUUGAAACUGUCUUUAAAAAGCAACUCCUCCUCGAACCUGAGAAAUGGAAACUAUUAGAGAUUGUGAGGGGGGACUUAAAGCAGGGUCUCAUAGCCUGCGCUCGUGCGGUGGCAGAUGACGAUCUUUUAAUGGCUGAUUUGUUGAUAACUGAGUUAAAACAGAUGGUUUCAGUAUCCGGGGAACCAAUCCAGCGCUUAGGAGCUUACCUUUUAGAAGGCCUCAUUGCUAGGCUGGAAUCUACUGGUAGUUCAAUCUACAAAGCUCUCAAGUGUAAAGAACCUACUAGCGCUGAGCUCCUCUCAUACAUGCACAUUUUAUAUGAGGUCUGUCCCUACUUCAAGUUUGGGUACUUCUCUGCUAAUGGUGCCAUUGCUGAGGCUUUGAAGGGUGAGAAUGCAGUCCACAUCAUAGAUUUCCAGAUUGCACAGGGAAGCCAAUGGAUAUCUCUAAUACAGGCUCUUGCAGCAAGGCCUGGGGGGCCACCCCGUGUUAGAAUCACAGGAAUUGAUGAUUCUAUUUCUGAGUAUGCCAGAGGAGGAGGUUUGCAUCUUGUGGGGCAGAGGCUAUCUCAUCUUGCAGAGUCCUGUAACGUGCCAUUUGAAUUCCAUGCUGCUCCAUUGUUAGGCGGUAAUGUGCAGGUUGAACAUCUUUCUGUAUGUCCAGGGGAGGCCCUGGCUGUCAACUUUGCUUACCAGCUGCAUCAUAUGCCUGAUGAGAGUGUGAGCACUGAGAAUCACAGGGACCGAAUCCUGAGAAUGGUGAAGAGCUUAUCACCAAAGGUUGUCACCCUUGUGGAGCAAGAAUCUAACACGAACACUGCCCCUUUCUUCCAGCGGUUUUUGGAGACCUUGGAUUACUACACGGCCAUAUUCGAAUCAAUUGAUGCAGUUCUUCCUAGGGAUCACAAGGAGAGGAUUAGUGUUGAGCAGCACUGCCUCGCAAGGGACAUUGUUAAUGUCAUUGCUUGCGAGGGAGCAGAAAGGGUUGAACGGCACGAACUUCUUGGGAAAUGGAAGUAUCGGUUCAGAAUGGCUGGAUUUACACCUUUUCCACUGAGUCCUUUUGUUAAUGCAACAAUAAAGUCACUCUUGGGAAACUACUGUGAUCAUUACAAACUAGAAGAUAGAGAUGGAGCUCUAUAUCUUGGAUGGAAGAAUAGAGUAUUGUCAGUUUCUUGUGCUUGGCUGUGAAGUUUUGUAAAACUCUGAAUUAUUUAAGGUUUGUUUGGAGAUUGCUUUUCUGCUUCUUUUCUGUUAAAGUAGAGGCUAUUGUAAAGGGCGUAGUGGCUAUAUGUAGUAGUUUGAAUUGUAGAACUAAACUUGCUGGCUAAAAUGCUGUGUUUUAACUGGUAAAGAAAUAAAUAUGGCAAUUGAUUCUCAUUUUCC